Colias croceus (clouded yellow) is the source of this 1717-nucleotide messenger RNA. Its product is annotated as leucine-rich repeat-containing protein 74A-like. Gene Ontology annotation, molecular function: GTPase activator activity; small GTPase binding. Lineage: Eukaryota; Metazoa; Arthropoda; Insecta; Lepidoptera; Pieridae. The transcript has 10 exons. Gene Ontology annotation, cellular component: nucleus; perinuclear region of cytoplasm; cytosol. The record is from RefSeq and is a predicted model, not a curated record. Gene Ontology annotation, biological process: activation of GTPase activity; nucleocytoplasmic transport.
GCCGCACUCAAGUUCGUCGAUAGAACCAGAAGAACUAUCCAUCCAUGAAAUGCUGGUACAGCCGGUAUUUUCAUCGUCUUCAGAGGAACCACCGAGAGAGGAAUGGUCGUCCCUUAUAGCCAUUUCUAUUGAAGAUCCUCCAAAAAUGGUGCUAUACAAAGAUGGUCUUUAUAACCCUGGUAGUGGAGAAAUCUGCACCAAAUACAUACCAAUGUCUGCGAGUUCAAUUUUGAUUCAUCCUUAUUAUAAUUACCCGGGAAUUAAGGAUCCUGGAGUUCUGCAGGCUUUAUUCGAUCAAGAAGAACAAAAGUAUUAUCCAACCGAUGGUCAAGAAUUAUAUUUAGACGAGUGUGAGAAAAUGAAUGUUAUCCCCGUGAGACCAUUUUGGCGUGGAUUGCUGGAACGUUCUAUUGAUUUAAAAUAUUAUGGAGUGAAUCCAAUCGGUAUGCGGGCGAUGUGCAAGGCGCUUUACUACAAUAACAACGUGGUACGUCUGGAUCUGAGCUCCAAUUUUCUGGAUAAUGAUGCCUGCUACCACCUGGGUCAAUUACUAACUGAGAAUACGGUUCUCCAGGAACUUGUGUUGUGUGGAUGCAGAAUACAAUGUAGCGGAGUAAGAAGAAUUGUUGCCAAGCUUUACGGUCGCAGUUUAGAUUUGCUGGAUUUAUCUCGAAAUCAACUCGGGGACAAAGGAUUUGAAUACGUUGCUGAGCAAUUGUUUAAAGGAGCUGUGAUUAAAAGAUUAAAUUUGAGCUUUAAUGAAUUAGGAAUGGAAUCCGCUUUGUCAUUCGCAAGAGCUAUUGAAGGAAACAAUACAAUUAGCCAUCUCGAUUUAUCCUGGAAUCAAUUAUCCACUUUGAAAGGUCCCACUGAGCUUAUGGAAAAACUGGCGGAAAAUAAAUUUCUCGUUGAACUAAAUGUCUCAUGGAAUGCUCUCAAAAUCGCUAAACCCUUAAGGAAACUCCUUUCCGCACCUUCUCUUAGGAUACUUGAUUUAAGUAAUAACAAACUACCGCGAACUGCUCCCAAGCUAUUAGCAGUAUCUCUUGUUAAAGCAAGAAGACUUGAUACGCUAGAUGUAUCCAACAAUCCCUUUACACCAGACGAUGCGUUGACUCUUUUGAGAGCUUUGGAGAAGAAAAAAGUUCGACUAAACAAUCUGAUUAUGGAUAAUAUUGCUGUGACCAAAGAGUUUGUAGAGGAAUGUAAGAGAAUUUUAAAACAUAUUUACCGGAAGAAUACCAACGUUACAUAUGGGAAUAUUUUGUACAACUAUGCCUUAUCAACUGCAGAUAUGAGACUUAUCAUUAUGAAAAGACUGGACUUUCUCACGAAAAGACCGGGAAAGAAAGCAAAAUUGGAUAUUGCGUUAGUUUUGUUAAAGUUUUUAACAUUGUACUUUCUCGAAAAGCGAAAAACAUUAGAAACAAUGCAACCACGUGAAAUACUUCGUGAUUUUAAAGCAGCUGGAGCUAAUGUUGAUGAAGACCUGAUUAAUCAUUUGGCGGAGAGCUUUCCCGGGCCCAUGACUGAUAAAGGAGCAAAUACUGUUAAACUAGAUCGUGUAGUUGACAUGAUUCAAAGACUUUGGCCAGAUAGAAAAUUACCCCCCACUCCACCCCCUGAACCAGAGCAGCCUGAGGUACUUAAGAAAAAGGGGAAUAAAGGGAAAAAGAAGAAAUAAUAUGAGAUUACUUCUAUAAUAUGUUCCGCCUAG